UUUGUAGUGUUUUCAGCUGUUGUAUUUGGUGCAAUGGCUUUAGGACAAACCAGCUCUUUUGCUCCGGACUAUGCCAAAGCCAAGAUAUCUGCAGCCCAUAUGUUCAUGCUGUUUGAAACAGUGCCCUCAAUAGAUAGUUACAGCAAGGAAGGACUGAAGCCUGAAAGAUUUGAGGGAAACAUAGUGAUCAAAGAUGUGAAGUUUAACUACCCAAACCGACCUGAUGUCAAAGUUCUCCAAGGUUUGAAUCUAAAAGUAGAAAAAGGACAAACUCUGGCUCUUGUCGGUAGCAGUGGCUGUGGAAAGAGCACUGUUGUUCAGUUGAUUGAGAGAUUUUAUGAUCCCCUUGAUGGAGAAAUGCUCUUUGAUGACAAAAAUGCAAAGAUACUAAAUAUCCAGUGGCUGAGAUCUCAGAUCGGUAUCGUCUCACAAGAACCAGUCCUGUUUGACUGCUCUAUUGCUGAGAACAUUGCUUAUGGAGAUAAUAAUCGGGAAGUGCCACAUGAGGAAAUUGUUAGUGCAGCAAAAAAGGCCAAUAUUCAUUCCUUCAUUGAAUCUCUACCAGAUAAAUAUAAUACUGGUGUAGGAGACAAGGGAACCCAGCUUUCUGGUGGUCAGAAACAACGUAUUGCUAUUGCUCGAGCUCUUGUACGUCAACCCCAAAUUCUGCUGCUUGAUGAAGCUACGUCUGCCUUGGAUACAGAAAGUGAAAAGGUUGUCCAGGAGGCCCUGGAUAAGGCCCGGGAAGGUCGCACCUGCAUCGUGAUCGCUCACCGCCUGUCCACCAUCCAGAACGCCGACAAGAUCGCCGUGGUCCAGAACGGCAAGAUUGUAGAACAAGGGACUCAUCAACAACUCCUAGCUGCGAAAGGCAUCUACUAUUCUUUGGUCAAUGUUCAGUCUGGGUCAUGCAACAUGUAAAUUAAAGGCAGUGCUUACCUCUGAA
This is a messenger RNA of Tinamus guttatus (white-throated tinamou), 946 nucleotides long. NCBI's taxonomy places the organism in Eukaryota, Metazoa, Chordata, Aves, Tinamiformes, Tinamidae. The record is from RefSeq and is a predicted model, not a curated record.